UUCCUAUAGAGUUGAAAACAUUUACCAAAAGAAAAAAAGACCAAGAAAACGUGUAAAGACUGCUUGGUUACCAAAGAACACAAUCUGGUUCUAUAAAUAGGACCAUUCGGCUAUCAAAUUUUAUUCAUAGCACACUGUGUACUUGUGCAAGUGUAGUAAGGUAGAGAGCUAGCUUAAGAUUUUGUCCCACAAAUAGAUCAAAGGAAAAUGGCAAUUUCACGUCUUAUCAUUGUGGCGUUUAUGGUCACAACACUAAUUUCUGCUGCAUCCGCCGUUCCUGGGAUUGCCACAUACUACACAGUAUAUGUCCCCUCAGCAUGCUAUGGGUACCAAGACCAAGGCACGAUGAUUGCUGCAGCAAGUCCGGACCUAUAUAACAAUGGAGCAAUAUGUGGAACAAGGUUCAGCGUUUCGUGCACAGGACCUGCAGGGGCAUGUAAGGGUGGUAGCGUGACUGUGACGGUCGUCGAUCUCUGUCCCGGCUGCCCAUCGAACGGCCUCGAUCUCUCUCUUGAAGCCUUCUCUGCCAUUGCUAAUCCUGAUGCUGGGAGAAUCAACAUCGACUUCACUCAGGUUUGAAGGUUCACAGGAGAAAUUUCAAGCCAUCCAAAAUAAGAAGCUAUUUUACUCAUUAUUAGUAAACUAAAAAAAAAAAAGGUCUUGUGCUUAUCUUUCUUUGGUUGAAUAAGAGGCAACAUGUCAUGGAAAAUGGAUGUUUUUCCAUGAAUGACACAAAGAUGGCUUGGAUAACUAUUUAAUAUGUCAUAUGAUGAAAUAAACAUUUGGCUUUGCUCAUCUUACUGUGUGAUGAGCUCUUCUUCUUCUUCUUCUUCUUCUUUUCU
Molecule: messenger RNA, 842 nt
Organism: Ilex paraguariensis (yerba mate)
Lineage: Eukaryota; Viridiplantae; Streptophyta; Magnoliopsida; Aquifoliales; Aquifoliaceae
Source: the annotation of a GenBank genome assembly